This is a messenger RNA of Lethenteron reissneri (Far Eastern brook lamprey), 2197 nucleotides long. Its product is annotated as amine oxidase [flavin-containing] B-like. Gene Ontology annotation, molecular function: oxidoreductase activity. Lineage: Eukaryota; Metazoa; Chordata; Hyperoartia; Petromyzontiformes; Petromyzontidae. The record is from RefSeq and is a predicted model, not a curated record.
ACAAAACAGAAGCACAUAAUUGUGUGUGCUGUGAAGAGUCAUUGCCCGAAACGUCGCCUAUUUGUGUUCCUUUAAAGGCCCGUGCAGAAGCGCCGCGUCCUUUACCUGACCUAAACAAGAUAGCGGCACGCGGCAAGGGUAACCAAUCACAGCACGUUACUCAGAGCACGUGCGUCGUCCUAACCAAUCGUCUACGAGGGACGUAGCAACAUGGCCGCCGACGACGGAAUGUACCUCGGAGCGCGAGUGAAGGAGGCCGGAGAGGAAGCGGCUCAGCGCGGGACCCCGGGAGCUGCAAUCAUCAUGGCCAUGGAGGCGAGUUCGUGUGAUGUGCUCGUGGUGGGAGCCGGGCUAAGUGGCUUGAGUGCAGCUCGGCUUCUCGUGGCGCAUGGCUUAUCGGUACUUCUCCUGGAAGCAAGGGAUCGUGUUGGAGGACGCACUUACACCGUCGAGGAUGAGAAUCUUGGCGUGACAGACCUGGGGGGCGCCUAUGUGGGACCUACCCAAGACCGCAUACUGGGCCUGGCUGAAGAACUUGGUGUUGCUACCUACCAUGUUGAUGACUCCAACAACAGCCUGGCACAUCUGCAUGGUAAAAUCCGAAGGUUCACGGGCACCAUCCCCCCGACAUACAAUCCUGUGGUGCUGUUGGACCUGCACCGUGUGAUGCGCGCCAUCGACCGCUUGGCUCGCGAGGUUCCACUCAGGGCACCAUGGACCCACCCGCGUGCCCACGCCCUCGACAGGAUGACGGCACGAGAGUUUUUGCGCAGCCUCGCCUGGACCCGCACCACGGUGAGCUUGAUGGAGAUUUUGGUGCGGAACGUGUUUGCUGCGGAACCACACGAGCUGUCAGCGCUUGGUGUGAUGUGGUACAUCCACUCCGGCGGUGGCGUGGAGCGAGUCGCCAACGUCUCAAAUGGAGCCCAGGAGAGGAAGUUUGUGCUGGGUGCGCAGACCGUGAGCGAGCGUUUGGCAGAUCGCGUGAGCAGGGACAUCCUGAAGCUGAAGCACGUAGUGGCCAGUAUCGUCCAGACGGACGAGGGCGUGCAGGUCACCACGGUGCAGGGAGACCGGUACAAAGCACGUUUUGCAAUCAGCGCAAUCCCCACCGCCCUCAUAAACAAGGUGCACUUUGAGCCGGCCCUGCCGCCCCUGAGGAGCCAGCUGGUGCAGCGCAUGCCGAUGGGAUCCAUCAUUAAGACCAUCACCUUCUACAGCACAAGCUUCUGGAAGCAGCGUGGCUUCAAUGGAUCAUGCAUGUCCGACUCGGGCCCAAUAUCGUACUGCAUCGACGACACGAAACCGGACGGGAAACACGCGGCCAUCAUGGGCUUCAUCCAGGCAGACAAGGCGCGAGCCAUGUGCCUCUUCAGCCCUGUGCAGAGGUGCAGUGCCGAGUGCCAAUGGGCGGGCUCGCUGUGUGCAUGCACCUGUGCUCCCUUGUGUCCUUGUGUGCAUGUGAAUUAGGGGUGGAGCGACGCCUCAUCUCGGCGAUUGGUAUCGAUUCGUAGGACUGACAAACACGCUUCGCAUCGUGCGUGUGUAGUGUCAGUGAUUCGGAGACAAGGUUUGUAGGAGGCACCUUUAUUAUCAACAUUCACAGUCUCGUCCACACACUCUCCACAGUCGCUUAACCUAGCCUGUACACAACACUAGCCAUGUGUAGUAAGUAUUCAGGAGGCUUGACGACGGGGUCGGAGGCACACUUAUUUAUUAACACCAACUUGUGUACAGUAACGGGUACACACAGUACUAAAGGGGAUAUCGUCCCCUUUACUCGGCUACAGGGAGACACAACAUCUAACCCCGCUAACCUACGCCCAAGUCCUCCACUACGGAGCUAGGGGAGGCUACCUAUCCCAGCCCUGGUCAAGCUGGGAUCCCGGCACCCUGAGUCUCCAGACCGGCUCUUAUAAGAACGUCAGUCUGGGCUCUCGGGGCCACGCCACCGGCUUGCCCUGGUCGGCCCUGACACGGACAGCCAGCCAGGGGAGCUCCGGGGCCUAUUCUAGCUGGUCUUCAGUCUUCGCUGGUUUAAGCUAAUACUCGACCUCGAGCCCUCCGGCUCACCAUCUUUUAUAGUACUUGGCCCCCCGGGAGGGGCCCGUGGGGGAUGCAGGUGCGGACAUCGGUGUGAGCACCUCCUCUGUGUACGGCUCUAACCACGCCCCUUGUGUUUGUUAGCCAUCCGUGC